Molecule: messenger RNA, 258 nt
Organism: Penicillium pulvis
Lineage: Eukaryota; Fungi; Ascomycota; Eurotiomycetes; Eurotiales; Aspergillaceae
Product: alpha/beta fold family hydrolase
Exons: 1
Coding region: 1-258 (85 amino acids)
Source: RefSeq, a predicted model, not a curated record
AUGGCAUCACCUGAGGAUCUGAAAAUUCCCUGCUCUCGAAAUCACGGUCUACAGAUUGCCAUCUCAGUCUUCUCUCCUGAAGAUUGUCUCCGUCCACGGCCAGUGAUCGUCAUGGGUCAUGGCAUCGGCGCUAUCAAAGCAGCCGGCCUGGCCCCAUUCGCCCUGGCCUUCGCUGCCAAGGGAUACUAUGCAAUAACUUUCGACUAUUUGCACUUCGGAGAAAGCGAUGGACAGCCACGCAACCUCCUAUCAAUAUAG